Molecule: messenger RNA, 555 nt
Organism: Plasmopara halstedii
Lineage: Eukaryota; Oomycota; Peronosporomycetes; Peronosporales; Peronosporaceae
Product: small nucleolar ribonucleoprotein u3 component
Exons: 1
Coding region: 1-555 (184 amino acids)
Biological process (GO): rRNA processing
Cellular component (GO): small-subunit processome; small ribosomal subunit; Mpp10 complex
Molecular function (GO): structural constituent of ribosome; rRNA binding; snoRNA binding
Source: RefSeq, a predicted model, not a curated record
AUGGGUCGACCACUAAAGUUCCAUGAGCAGAAGCUGCUAAAGAAGGUUGAUCUGCUGGAAUGGAAAAAAGAGCACAACUUGCAUGAAAUUAAGGUCAUCCGUCGCUAUCGUAUUCCAGAUCGUGAGCAAUACCAUAAGUAUAAUCGAUUAGUGGGUCACAUUUCUAAAGUCGUUGCGAGGCUUAAAAAGCGCCCAGCAAAUGACCCAUUUCGCGUUAAGACCACUACGGCACUUCUGGACAAGCUGUUUAACAUGGGACUAAUUCAAACAAAGAAAAGUUUGAUCAAAGCUGAAGAAGUCAAUGUUUCCUCGUUUUGUCGCCGCCGUCUGCCUGUUGUCAUGGUGCGUGUUAAAAUGGCCGAAAGUAUUAAAGAAGCCACGACGUUUGUAGAGCAAGGUCACGUUCGUGUGGGCCCCACAGUCGUCACAGAUGCAGCGUUUUUAGUCACUCGUUCAAUGGAGGACUUUGUUACGUGGGUUGACAGCUCCAAGAUCAAGCGAACUAUCAUGAAGUACAACGACAAAUUGGACGACUAUGACCUUCUUGGCAACUAG